This is a messenger RNA of Penicillium digitatum Pd1, 1119 nucleotides long. Its product is annotated as alpha/beta fold hydrolase. NCBI's taxonomy places the organism in Eukaryota, Fungi, Ascomycota, Eurotiomycetes, Eurotiales, Aspergillaceae. The record is from RefSeq and is a predicted model, not a curated record.
AUGGGAGAUCACACCAGAUCCCCCAGCUCGUUCGCUGCUUCUUAUGUCUCCAACUCCCGCUUCCAUCGCUGCUUCACCAUCGAGCCAACUUCUACCCAUGGCCCACUCAAUGUGACCUACGGCGAGUACGGCCGUGAGCCUGAUAAAAACGGGGCUACUCCAACACUCAUGUUUCUACCCGGUAUGCUUGCAUCCCGGUACAUCGGGAUCUGUCCACACAAGAUUGCCGAAAAAUGGGGCGUACGCGUUUUGGUGGUGGAUCGUUUCGGAAUGGGAAAUUCCACCGAAGUGCCGCUGGCGCAGCGAGUUUCCACCUGGGUUGAGAUCGUCCCACGACUUUUGGCCCAUCUCGGCAUCCAGCAUGUCUCGUUGGUGUCGCAUAGUGCUGGCACUAUUUAUCUUCUGAACACCUUGUAUUACUGUCGGGAUAUUCUGGAUCCCGAGCAACCGUUCGUCACCCUUCUAGCGCCAUGGGUCGAUCCCGCCAAAUCAGGCAUGAUGUCCAUGAAAAUGGCCCAAUACAUCCCUACUCCAGCCUUCAAGACAUGGCACCAAAUCCCACGUCUCUUUCUCUCCAAUGUUGGGUCUGCAGUGGCGACAAGUGGAGGGAUGAUUGUGAAUCUAGCCAACUCCUUGGUUUCAAAGAGCGGUGAGAGUCUGUCAAAUGAUCGUCUUUACAUCGCAGAGACAUACGGACCAGACCUUGAUCAGCAGGAGGAGAUAAGCUCUUCAAUGAUGCAGUCUAUCUUCAAGGAGAACACAGUUGGCUUUAAUAGCGAGGCGCUUCAGUGUCUGCGGAAGGAGCCUAACACGUGGGGGAAAUGUGAGGACUACGAGGUCUUUGUGCGCGAGUUGGUAGAGCGUGAAAGAGGAGGAGAUAAAGCGCCGUUGAAAGUCCAGGCAUGGUUUGCUGAGUCCGAUAUGAUGAUUGGCAGGAAGGGUCAAGCUUAUUUUGAGACUUGUUGGCAUCGGAUGGAUGAUGGGGACUCGAGGGGUGUGGUUGACUUUAAUUCGAAGGUAGUGUCUGGCACGGACCAUGAAAGCUUGGCAUCGCGCGCGGAAGUGUGGGAGAGCAUUUUCAAAAAAAUGCUCGGAUUGGAAGGUGAUGGUUUAAUGUAA